AUGGCAAUGGCAUCGUUUACGAAUCCAACAAAAGCAUGUGAACCGGUGAUACCGUGUGCGGGUGGCUCGAAUGGACUCACUGAUCUGGGUGAAGAUGCCAUAGGAUUUAGCUUACCGUUUUCAAAUCCCCCAAUCAAUAACUUUAACUACAUCCGUCCAUUACCUCCGCCGAGAUACCCAACCGCACCAGUGCUACCGUAUCGAUAUCCGUCACAACCUCAAAUGAAUCCUUCUGCAACCUAUCAAAACCAACCGAAAUCGUUUAAUCUCCAGUCACCACCCGUAAAUUUCCCUCCACAACACAUUCCUCGCUAUCCAUCCAACAAUUUCGCAUCUCAGAGAGCGCUGGAAAAUCAACCACGCGCUCCAUCUCAACUGCAUCUCAGCCCACCCGCUCCAUCUCAAUUGCACCUCAGCCCACCCGCUCCAUCUCAACAGCAACAACAACAACUGCAGCAGCAAGAGUUUUCGGCCGAAGAGGUUCCACCAUCCAAUUCAAUAGUUGAAGAGCCAUAUUCGCAAGAUUACCUCGAGCCAGCGCCAUACUCACGUGGUAGUGGCCGUACCGGAGGACGUCCAAAGAGUAGCAGCAGCACCCAACAAGAGUACGUUCAGACGACGAGCACAAAGACAACGACAACGAUGAGCACAACACCAGAAACACAAGCGCCACCAGAAACACAAGCGCCAACAACCACAACGCUUCCAGUGACAGCAGCCACACAGCUGCAAACGGCUGCAGUCGAGAUAACGAACGAUAAGGAAGUUGAGAUCAACAGUGACAACAAGUCGAUUGAUGAUAACAAGGUAGAGGAGGUUGAUGAGGUGUAUCGGGCGAAUAUCCUACGAACAACCCAAAUGCUUGAGCUUACGACUCAGAGUGUUGAACCGACGAGAAGUUCAAGUUCGGAUACGCAAUUUUCUGAAAAUACGUUCGAUAUCACGGAUAACAAUGGUAUUAAUACGGAAGAAACAGUGGGUAAAUCCGAGUCAACGAUGCAGAACGAGCAAAUAGAAUUGAUGAACGAUGAGAGUUGCAGCAACACGGAGUUGAAAGCGAUCAUACGACAGAAUAUCGAGAAUGAUAUACAUGUAUCGAAAAGACUCAUUAAAACGGCAGCUGAGAAACGUUUCGGAGGCGAUUUCGUCGUCGUCUGUGCGGAUAACGAUUUUUCAUUUAUUACGAACACCGAACUGUAUUGUCAAGAGACACUUGGUGAUAUUAGUUGUUAUGCGUAUCAGGAAAUAAUAUAA
Molecule: messenger RNA, 1254 nt
Organism: Anisakis simplex (herring worm)
Lineage: Eukaryota; Metazoa; Nematoda; Chromadorea; Rhabditida; Anisakidae
Source: the annotation of a GenBank genome assembly